GAUGGAAGUGGAUCAAAAACCAGAUAUCAAGGAGAAAGUGGAUCAUAAACAAGAUAUCAAAGAGGAAGUGUAUGAUAAACCAGAUAUCCAGGAGGAAGUGGAUGAUAAACCAGAUAUCAAGAAGGAAAAGGACAAAACAGAUAUCAAGGAGAAAGUAGAUCAUAAACCAGAUAUCAAGGAGGAAGUGGACCAUAAACCAGAUAUCAAGGAGAAAGUGGAUGAAAAACAAGAAAUCAAGAAGGAAAAGGACAAAACAGAUAUCAAGAAGGAAGUGGAUCAUAAACCAGAUAUCAAGGAGGAAGUGGAUGAAAAACAAGAAAUCAAGAAGAAAAAGGACAAAACAGAUAUCAAGAAGGAAGUGGAUCACAAACCAGAUAUCAAGGAAGAAAAGGAGGACAACCCAGAAGCAAUGAGAUUAGAAGUCAACGAAGAUCAAAAGAUGACACUUGAGCUUUUGAAUAAGGAUGAUGAUAAGUAUGGUGAUGAUGAAGAUGGCAAUGCUGAUGAUGAUGAUGAUGACGGAUUGUUUGGUCCAAGAAAGCUAUUCUUCUUUGGCAUAGAUUAUUUUAAGGAUUCUGGAAAAGCCACAUGGCAAAAAGAAGCAAGAGAGAAAGAAUGCAACAGAUAAAAUUUAAUGAAACUACUUAAGAAAUAAAUUUUUUCUCACAAAAAUAA
Messenger RNA from Saccostrea cuccullata (small rock oyster), 675 nucleotides. RefSeq lists its product as uncharacterized. Bases 2 to 628 code for a protein of 208 amino acids. The transcript has 3 exons. NCBI's taxonomy places the organism in Eukaryota, Metazoa, Mollusca, Bivalvia, Ostreida, Ostreidae. The record is from RefSeq and is a predicted model, not a curated record.